Oldenlandia corymbosa var. corymbosa is the source of this 1545-nucleotide messenger RNA. NCBI's taxonomy places the organism in Eukaryota, Viridiplantae, Streptophyta, Magnoliopsida, Gentianales, Rubiaceae. The record is from the annotation of a GenBank genome assembly.
AUUCAGAUUAAUUUAAGGAGGAAAGGGAUCAAAAGUGUCGGCCGAAUGAAUCCAUUGUGAGAUUGGAGAGAGAAUAAUUUCAGUGGCUGACCACCGCAAGAAACAAAAACUUGACAAUCAAUCCAUUUCAUACCCAAUCAAUUUCCACAAACAAAACGGAUUAUAUAUACUAAUGGUGAUUGAUUAAAAUCCCUUAUGACAAAAAAACAAAAACGAUAUGGGAAAUUGUGUUUUGAGAGGUUUUGGAGGAGGAGAUGAGAAUCAGGUUACAGAGAUGGUCAAAGUGGUAACAUUAAACGGUGGAAUUAUGGAGCUUUACCCUCCAAUCACGGCGGGGUGUAUCACCGGCGAGUUCCCGGAUCACGGUAUCUUUCUCCGGCAGUGUCCGACCGGAGAUGAUGAUCAUGAACAAAGUAACCUGCAGAUUUCUUCUCAUCCUUUACUUGAUACCCAACAACUUCAUCCAGGACGACUCUAUUAUCUACUGCCCCUUAAAGCCACCGGCCCGGCGGCCGUCCCGGCAGCCACCAGCCGCCGGCUGAGCAGCUCAGCCGACGGAGGAGUUACCCGUGAAAAAAGGAGGAAGCAAGAAGACACGGCGGCGGAGUUGCCGAGGUAUAACGCCGGAAACACCGGAGUGUGGAAGGUCCGGUUGGUGAUCAAGCCGGAGCAGCUGUCGGAAAUAUUAUCCCACGAGUCCCGGACUGAGGAACUUAUAGAAAGUGUCCGUACGGCGGCAAAGUUCGGCGCCACCGCCACCGGUAAUUAUAUUAAUAAUAAUAAUAAUCAUAUUGCGAGUACGAGAUCAUCACCCUCAUCUUGGGUAUCUUCAAUGGCUGCCAAUAAUUAUUAUUCCAAUCGAUCCAGUGUCUCCAGCAGUUGGAGGAUCGAGCAUUGAAUUCUUUUGUUAUUGUUGUUAUUUUUUUUACAUUACUAGUGUGCGAUUGUGUCUAAAAUUUGACACGAAGAGAAAAAAAGAAAUAUACAUAUAUAAUAGUACAUUACACGUUCAAUAUAGAGUUCAAUAAGUCGGAUUCCAACUUCAAAGCUCAACAGAUUGGUUGUAGCAUGUGUUUAUGUACAAAUUAUAUGUAUACUUUGUUAAUUAGUGCAAAAUUGGUAUAGAUGAUUCAAAUGAUGUAUGCGCUUACAAGUCACAUUUAAUUAAGUAAACAGACCAAACAUAUGUUUCCUUCUUCGUCUAUGAUAACGCUCUCUUUGUUUGCCAUUUGUGGUAAAUAUCGCAGCAUCUGAGUAUAGUAUUUUUCAUAUUUUGUGAGAGUGGGAAUUAAAAAUGACGCUUCUUAAACUACGUUAUUUCAUUUUUGUUUUUUGAAAAUGUAUAUGAAUUUAUUUGCCGCAGACAAAGUGAAAUGAGACUCGGAACAGUACAUGUUCGCAAGAAUACAGUUCGUUCAGAAGGGGAAAAGAAAAAAAGUUAUUGGGGAAAGGUGAAUGAAUUGUCAACCCUGAUCAUUAAGGCAACUUGUGGCUACUAAAUGGCAAGUAGACAACUAAUUCAAAUUGUGUGUAACAAGUAAGGAG